AUGGCGAGCCCCAAGCUCGCGGCCCUGGCGGUGCUGCUCGUCCUGCUGCUGCGGGCGUCCGCCGACGAGACCCCGGCGGUGAUGACGGUGAACGGGUUCCAGCGCGGCGAGUCCGGCGGCGGGCCGUCGGAGUGCGACGGCAGGUACCACGACGACCGCCUCAUGCUGGCGGCGCUGUCCACGGGGUGGUACGCGGGGGGCAGCCGGUGCCUCCGGAUGAUCCGCGUCACGAGCACGCAGACGGGGCGCUCCGUGCUCGCCCAGGUCGUGGACGAGUGCGACUCCCGCCGCGGCUGCCGGGACAACAUCGUCGACACGUCCACGGCCGUCUGGGCGGCGCUCGGGCUCAACACCAACGUCGGCGAGGUCCCCGUCACCUGGUCCGACGCCUGA
This is a messenger RNA of Panicum hallii, 393 nucleotides long. RefSeq names its product putative ripening-related protein 6. Lineage: Eukaryota; Viridiplantae; Streptophyta; Magnoliopsida; Poales; Poaceae. Bases 1 to 393 code for a protein of 130 amino acids. The transcript has a single exon. The record is from RefSeq and is a predicted model, not a curated record.